Messenger RNA from Phycomyces blakesleeanus NRRL 1555(-), 795 nucleotides. RefSeq lists its product as hypothetical. The record is from RefSeq and is a predicted model, not a curated record. Lineage: Eukaryota; Fungi; Mucoromycota; Mucoromycetes; Mucorales; Phycomycetaceae. Bases 1 to 795 code for a protein of 264 amino acids. The transcript has a single exon.
AUGAAUAACAUCAACACUGACCUUACAGAAACUGAGAUCUUGGCUGUAUACAGCCUUCAAUUUUCAUCCCAAAAAACUAUUGCAUCUGAUAAUGAUGAAGAUUAUGAAGAAGCAGAAACUGAAGUGAAACGUUUACACUACAUGAGAGAGCAUCUGUUGAACAUGCACGAGACACUUAUUCAAAUAUACAGCAAUAUAAUGCUUGCUGGAAAUAACCAUAUGACAGAUGAUUUCCAAACUGUUUGCUACCUUGGUUCUCCUAUGCAUAUCACUGCAGAGCGUAUAGUACAUAACAACUUAGACGGAAGCAAUGUAUAUUGGUGGAUACUUUGCCACCCACAUUUACAUAAUGGAGUCGGAAUCAACAGCUUCCGUGAUCAUUACAGAAUCAAUAGAAGAACAUUCAACUGUAUGGUCAAUGUUUUGUCCAGAGACUCCGAGUUCAAAGCAUCAAAUGAAAGAGGAAAUACUAGCCAUUCCAUAUGGAAACAGGUGGCUAUUGUUCUCUGGCGCCUGAGUAAUACCCACUUGGGAUACAGAAUGGCAUCAGAGAUGUUUGGUGUCAGCCAGGCAGCUUACCACCGGUUCACUGAGAGGUUUCUGAAAGCUAUGAUUUGCUGCUUUUUGAAUGACACAAUCAAGUGGCCAUCGACUAUUAGAGAAAGUCGCAGAGUAAUGUCAGGGUUUGCUGAAGCAUCGCGCAGAACAGGGAAUCCUCAUUUAAAAAGCUGUAUUGGUGCAAUUGAUGGUAAACUUGUGGUAGUUCAGAAACAAUCUUCGUUUGGAAAUAGCUGA